Messenger RNA from Columba livia (rock pigeon), 3572 nucleotides. RefSeq names its product acyl-CoA (8-3)-desaturase. Gene Ontology annotation, cellular component: membrane. Gene Ontology annotation, biological process: lipid metabolic process. Lineage: Eukaryota; Metazoa; Chordata; Aves; Columbiformes; Columbidae. Gene Ontology annotation, molecular function: oxidoreductase activity, acting on paired donors, with oxidation of a pair of donors resulting in the reduction of molecular oxygen to two molecules of water. The coding region runs from base 726 to 1916 and encodes 396 amino acids. The record is from RefSeq and is a predicted model, not a curated record. The transcript has 12 exons.
AGCAGUUUAAAUUUAUUUACUAUGGGCUAAUGCCCCGGGGGUGAGAACGUGCUCUCGUCUUCCAAAGACGAUGGCUUGGGGGGAAACUGCACAUAACAAACUUCAGGUAACAAUCUCCGAGGCAAUUUGUUCCUUUUUCGAGGUUUGGUUUUAUUUUGCUUCUUUUGUUUAUUUAUUUAUAUUUUAAAGCUGCUGAAACAUGAGCGGCAGCUGAACCAGCAAUGAAGUGCGGGAGCAGCUGGAGCUGCAGCAAAUGGGUUUCUUUCUUAGUUUAAAUUUUCUGUAGCAACCUGUAACUAAAUUCUCUAGAGAAUUCUCUCCUGGGGGAAGAAAAAAAAAAAACCCAAAGGCUAAAAAGCUCCUUGUUUUAAAGACUCAGGCUCACUCUCCUCACUGAAGCAACUUUGAACCACAGAGAGGCCUCUCGUUAACCCUUUCUUGUGCUUGGCUGCCGGGACGUGUCACAAGCUACACGCUGCACAAGGGAAGAUUUGGCACAUUUUGCCCAUGGAUUCGCAGCUCCAGGCACAGCACAAACAAGAGACAAAGACAAAAAACAGCCGGAUUUAAGCCGAGCAAUCUCCACCAACCCAUCUUCCAGAUGCCGCGAAUUGCCAUGGCUCAAUGGAAUUGAUCACCAAGGAGCUGCAUCAAAUUUGGAUCAACCCUUUUUCUUCUAAAAAGCAGCGAAAAGGAGCUGGGUGUGCAGCAGGUGUUAGCGAGAGAUGGGGAGAGGCUGCCCAAAAGCUGGCUCGUUUCUCAGGAACCACCAGGACCUGCCAGAGGAUCCUUUCAUAGCGUUUCAUCUUGACAAGGCACUAGUAAGAAAGUACAUGGGCCCGCUCUUAAUUGGGGAACUGGCACCGGAUCAGCCCAGCUUUGAGCCCAGCAAGAAUAAAAAGCUGGUAGAAGAUUUCCGUGAACUCCGUGCAGCCGUGGAGAAGAUGGGGCUUCUCAGCCCCAACCCUGCCUUUUUCAUCCUGUAUCUCUGCCACAUCUUGCUGUUGGAUGUUGCCGCUUGGCUCGUCAUCUGGUAUUUCGGAGCAUCCACGGUGCCUUUCCUCUGCUCGGCGCUGCUCCUCGGCACUGUCCAGGCCCAGGCUGGCUGGCUCCAGCACGAUUUUGGACACCUUUCAGUCUUUAGCAAGUCCAGGUGGAACCACUGGGUGCACAAGUUCGUCAUCGGCCACCUGAAGGGAGCACCAGCCAGCUGGUGGAAUCACCUCCACUUCCAACACCAUGCCAAACCCAACUGCUUCCGAAAGGACCCCGAUGUUAACAUGCACCCCUUAUUCUUUGCUUUGGGAAAAACACUCUCGGUAGAGCUUGGUGUGCAAAAGAAGAAAUUCAUGCCUUAUAACCACCAGCACAAGUACUUCUUCAUCAUUGGUCCUCCAGCUCUGGUGCCUCUUUACUUCCAGUGGUAUGUCUUCUACUUUGUGGUCCAGCGGAAACAGUGGGUGGACCUGGCCUGGAUGCUGACCUUCUACAUCCGAUUUUUUCUCACCUACUUGCCCUUGCUGGGGGUGAAGGGUAUCCUGGGGCUUCACCUCUUAGUCAGGUUUAUAGAGAGUAACUGGUUUGUCUGGGUUACACAAAUGAAUCACAUCCCGAUGCACAUUGAUUAUGAUAAGAACGUGGACUGGUUCUCCACCCAGCUCCAGGCAACGUGUAACGUUCAUCAGUCCUUUUUCAAUGAUUGGUUUAGUGGACAUCUGAACUUCCAAAUCGAGCACCACCUUUUUCCUACGAUGCCUCGGCACAACUACUGGAAGGUGGCCCCGCUGGUGAAGUCCCUGUGUGCCAAACACGGCAUUGAGUACCAGUGCAAGCCGUUGCUCACCGCCUUCGCGGACAUCGUGCACUCUUUGAAGGAUUCAGGGGAGCUCUGGCUCGAUGCCUACCUACAUAAAUAAGCAGCAGUGGAUCCUUACAGAGGAAUUCCCCACCCUUGUUGUCUCCUGUGGGGAAGACCAUGAAGAUACAGCACAGAGGAGAGAGCUGGCUAAGCCAGAGGUGGGGAGGUGGUGCAGCUUAUUCCAGUGAUGAAUGUGAUUAAUAUGAUCUUUUUUUUUUUUUUUUUUUUUAAACGACAUGUUCUUAAUUCUUCUUGUGCUUCUUUCAUUCCUCUUCUCUGGUGCUGAGUUAUGGGGAAAAGGUGAAUGGAGGAGGUUACGUUCCAUCAGGCUGGAGGCAACUUUGGAACUGGGGGCAGAUUCCUUUCUGUCUGCUGAUACUUCAUUUGCUGAGUAUAUAGGUGGGAAAUCUCUUCUCUAACAUAGACUUUUCUGAGGUGGCUCUCGUGAUGAAUGUAGUAAGAAAGUUGAGACAGCAUGAAAUCAAAGCACAUGGCAAUUAUUGAAAUGUGGAAGCAACAGGGAGUUGUGUAGGUACAGUAUGUUCAAAUACCUAUAUCUAAUUAACAACAGCAAUAGAAGUUCAAAACCGAGGGGCAGCGAGGAGCAUGUGAGAGCCCAAACCAAUUUGUAUAUAUGUGGGUGAGGUGGAGAAGGUGCUGGCAGCAGUUCUGUAGGAAAUAAUCAUGGGGAAAAAGAUCUAAUUAGAGCCCUAAUCAACAGGAAAGAGGAGGUUCUUCCCCAGGCACAUAGAUGUGAGAGCUCAGCCAUGUUCUGUGCAAAUGCUGCCCUCUACAUCUCCUCUGUGGUGAAGACCUCUGGGUUAUUUGCCCAUUUGUAACCUCCCAUGGAGUCUCUGCACGUGGUUUCCACUUCUGGGUGUUAUUGAACCCAUUCCUGAAAGACAGAAGAGGCAGAAAUAUGGCACGUCCGUGCUUGGGAUCCCUACAAGGGUUAUUAAGGUGGUAAAAGGGUCACCUGAAGCUUCACUCUUUUUGAGUGAUUAGUUAAGCAGAGAACUUGUGGCCCACGGAGCAGGAGGUAUUCCCAUCCGAGCUGCAGUCAAAUUUAAUGAAGAUAGAAAAGUGUCAGGGGUUAGGGUGCUGGUUAAAUGCAUUUAACUCUUCAACCAGCAGAAGUCAGCAGGCUGCAUAACCCCGUAGGUACGUGUCAACCAACACAUUGCUGGUCUUUCUCCUUUGGAUGAUGUGCCUUCAAAACACACCCUAAAAGGUCACAUGCUAUGCGAUUUUUGGGGUGUGAAUUAGCCUUACAGUAUUUUCCUGGGGUCUUUUCAUUCACUACACCAACGUUACAGAUGCCAAACCAGGAUAUGACACCUGGUGUAGCACUAAUGAAGAUGGUUCCAUCACCCUGUUACCUCAGUGAUGGGUGGUUUAGUCUCCAGAAGGGGUGAGUUGAUUUUGGGGAAUAUAUGGUGCUUUUUCUGAUUAAUAUCCAAAAGGAGGAUGGCUCGUGAGGUAAUAGAAGAAACGCAUCUUCCCAAGCCAAGUGUGUUGUUAAGCACAGAGUAAAAAUGUGAUGGGAAUAAUAAGAUAAUCGUUAAAUCAUUGAUACCUGUUGAUAACAACUAUAAAGGAAAUGGGCCUUAGUUGCUCUUUUACCUUGUUUUUUUUUUUCCUGCAUUUCUUUCCCUCUUAUUAUUAGAAUUGUUGAUGGAGGAAAGUCUAAUAAUAAAAUUCCUUAUCUCACCAA